Messenger RNA from Cylas formicarius (sweet potato weevil), 3255 nucleotides. RefSeq names its product monocarboxylate transporter 13 (gene hrm). The record is from RefSeq and is a predicted model, not a curated record. Gene Ontology annotation, biological process: transmembrane transport; monocarboxylic acid transport. Gene Ontology annotation, molecular function: monocarboxylic acid transmembrane transporter activity. Lineage: Eukaryota; Metazoa; Arthropoda; Insecta; Coleoptera; Brentidae. The transcript is spliced from 4 exons. Bases 735 to 2672 code for a protein of 645 amino acids.
UGUAGUUCGAAUUUCGUCAAAUGUUAAUUUGUUAUAGUUUCGACAUAUUGUAAUAUGCCACGGACGGAAGGUUUUACACCGAAUGUUCGUGCGAAAGUUUUAUGAUUCGAAGGGGAUUAUGGACCAACAUAACCGACAGAACGGAAUUCUGUAAAAGAUAAGAUAUUGGAUUUAAUUUCAUUUUAAACAAACAGUGUUAAUAAGACUGUUGUGGCGGGAGUCAACAAUGAUUGCAAACGAACUAACGUUAAAAGCGAGGCGUUUUUCUAAUUUGCGGUACUUUAUCGACGAUAGUUAACAUACUUAAACGUUAAAAUGGUAUUUAAAGUUUAUUUGUGAAUAACACAGCUGACCAGCCUGCUCGAAUAGAAUAUUAUUUGACCUUCGUUAGUAUAUUGUUUCAUUUUAAUCCGUAAAUUGGUUAUCUCUUUGGAAAAAAGAUAGACGCCAAGCUGUUUUUAUGGUGGACAACCCUGUGGGCUUCGGUUUGCUCGUUAGUAAAUACUCAGAAUCGUUUUCACAGAGCUUUGCGAUGCCCGUCUCUGUUAACGCGUGUUGACGGUGAAAUGAAAAAAUGUAACGUUUUCGCAAGAUACAAUCGGAAUCAGCUGUUCGGGUAUACCGCAAAAUUUCAGCGCGCCUGGUAUAUACACGUGCACGAGUUUUUGUGAUUUUAUGUAGUGUUGUGUGUUGUUGACUUCACCGUCCGCCCUCUUGUCGCUAUUCCGAAAACAAUGAAUAAAGAAGCAAAAGUUGACCAAACCGGGGCCGUAGAGCCGUUACUAGCGAAACCUACCAGAAGUGUUAACUUACAAAACGGCGAGGAUGGGACUCAAAAACAGCGAAAUCCAGCAGAAAUUAUUCGAAACAAAAGUGUGGUUUUCGUGGAGACUAGUAAGAAUGAAAAAGCGAUGGAAAAAGUGAAGCUGGUACCGCCUGACGGAGGAUGGGGGUGGCUGGUAUUGUUCGGGGCCACGCUGGUCAACAUUCUGGUGCCCGGUACCGUGAAAUCUUUCGGCGUUCUUUUCGUCGAAUUCUUAGAAGCGUUCGAAGCCACCCCGUCCCAGGGAAUGUGGAUCCCGGCCCUCUGCUACUUUUUAUAUAGUUCCCUAGGUCCCGUAUCGAGUAUUUUGUCAGUGGCAUGGUCCUACCGUAUCGUAACAUUUAUCGGGGGUGCCUGUGCAGCUGGAGGGAUGAUUUUAAGCUUUUGGGCAACAUCCUUGCCAAUUCUGUACUUCACCUACGGAGUACUGGUCGGAUGUGGGGCGGGCCUGUCAUUUCCGCCAACUGUUUAUAUAGUUACAAGCUACUUUGUCAAACUAAGAGGUGUCGCGAAUGGAAUCUGCAUAUCGGGAUCCGCAUUCGGAUCCAUUUUGCUCCCGCCGCUGCUCCGGAUAAUCCUCGAAACUUACGGUUACAGAGGAGCGGUUCUGUUAAUGGGAGGAAUAACUUUGAACGUAUUCGUCGCCGCCCUUUUCUACGACCCAGUGGAAAACCAUUACAAAAAAAUCAAAGAAGAGGACAAACCCAGCGAACUUUUGGACCCGGCGAAAUUCAUGAUUAGCGAAGAUAGCAUGGCUUCGCUUCCUCAGCUGCCUCAUACCGAUUCGUUUUUAGAACACAGCGAUCUUUCCGACGCGGGAUUCAACCGUAGCGCUUCUAGCGCUGCCGUCCAACACAUGAAAAGUCCCCACAGAGAAAGAAAGAUCAGCAUGCCAACGGGAAGGCACGAAGUAAUGAGAGCUAAAGGCUACUCUAAUUCUAGAACCAAUAUGAAUAGUUCGACGGCCCUUCAUUCUGUUCCGGAAAAACAAAAUGCCAACGGCACGAUGGACAUGUUUGUCCAGGGAAAGUUGCCCAGCUCUAGGAAACUAAGGACAGGUCCCCCUAGAAGAAGCACAUCGACGAGUUCGUUCCAAUACGUGAGCACAGCCUACCACGGCAGUACUCUGACGUUACAGCCUGAAAUUUUCGCGAGCUCUUUUAGCCUCAAGUCGAAUUCAAAUAAGAUGAUCGGUGCGUCGCCGAAGAUAGAUCGCGACGCGCCCAAAAAGAUUAAGCUAUUCGACGUUACGCUCCUCAAAGAUCCGCUUUAUUUAAUCAUUUUAAUAUCCAACGCCACCAACGCGAUCAGCUACACCAACUUUAUCAUUCUUCUGCCUGCAUACGCUCAGAAUUUGGGGUUCGAUAAAAACAGCGGCGCUCUUUUAUUAUCGAUCGUUAGUGCCUUGGAUUUGGUGGGUCGUAUUGGUGGUUCCGCUCUUUCGGACUUGACGAAAUUCCCAAAGUCUUACUAUUUCGUAGGCGGCCUUUUUAUGUCCGGCGUAUCUUUAGCGAUGUUGCCAUUUUUUUUAAAUUACUGGGUAAUAGCUUUGUUUUGUUCCGUGUUUGGUUUGGCUUCCGGGACUUACGUUGGAAUAACGGCGAUCGUUAUGGCGGACAUGUUGGGAGAGGAACGACUCCAGUCGACGUACGGUAUUUCGUUGUUCGUUAAUGGAAUUUUGCAGUUGAUUGGCCCUCCAAUUUGCGGUGUUUGGUUUGAAGCUACUCAAUCCUUCGUAUCUUUGUUCUGUAGUUUGGGAGUUAUUUUGGCCGCUGGUUCUUUGCUUUGGAGUUUCGUGCCGUUCAUUAAAAAAAAAGGCGAAGACGACGAUGACGAGGAUGAAGCUUAAAUGCUUUUAAGCCUAUUGUAAAUUUAAGAAAAAAGAGAAUUUCACAUAAACAUUAUGGUCACUGUCUUUAAAUGGAAGUGUACUUAAACUGCUGAUACCAUUAUACGAGUUCAAAAAAAAAAUAUAUAAUUAUACCUAAUAAGUUUCUUAUUAACAAAUGGUGCAUUCUCAAUGUGCCUUAUGCAUUACCAAAUAUUUAAGAGCUGUUGUUAAGCUCACACAAAGUGAACUAUCUGAAGAAGUCGGACCAACCCCCAGGUGCUUUCUGUAAAUUAUUUUUGAUUUGAAGUUUAAUUGAUGGCAUCCUUGAAGCUUUGUAUUUUUACUUUCCCUUGAAUUAAUGUAACCCGACCAAGUGAACCGCCAAAAAACUUUGGAAUUGUCAAAUUUUGUAAAUUUCUAAUAUACAGUUUAGUUAUAGGAAUUUUGAUAUUACGAAACCCUUUUUGAUGUAACGAAAAUUAGAUUUAAAGUUGAAAAGAACUUUUUUUGCUUACGAGUGUAGUAUGUUCAUUUAGUUUUUGCCAGUGUGAUACAAACUUAUUUAGAUUUAUAGGUUAAUAAAUGUGGGUAUUUUUAUUAA